CCUAAUGAGCCACUGCCACCAGAUGAGUAAUCUUUGACGUCAUUUGAAAAUGGUCGUCCUCCAAUAUUAAAAAACUCACGCAAAUUAAAAACCGUAUUUAUUGAUAUUUACAACAAAUUUAAACGAUUAUAUGAAUUUCGAAACAAUAUAGAGAUAUUUUUUUAAUGAUAUGAUAUAAAAAUGCCUGUGUUAUCACCACGUAGAAGUAGCGCCUCACCGCUUACGGGAACGUAUAGAUCGACUUCGUCCACAAUAGACCGACCAUUUUACAAUAGCACCUCCAACUCGUACGUGCCGCGCAUUAGCAGCUAUAGCGAACGAUACACCACACGAAGCUACAUCGAUUCGGAUGGGCGUAAAGUGAUAUCGAGACAAGGUAGCAUCACCGAGGAUGGGAUCACGACAAGAUUCAAGGAGGAGACGCGCGAAAGUUCCGUUAGACGCGAUUCAAUCUCGCGCGACUCCGGCAUAAGUUCCCUCCGCGACAGCUCACUGACCCGUACCGACCCGAGAGUGUCGGCGAUAAGCGUCGCCGAAUCCGUCGCGGAAAUGCGCAACAAGUACUCGCCUUCAAAUUAUGUGCCGGCGUGUCUACGAAACGUCGACAAUAUCUCACGAUCGAAAAGCAUAAACGAUAUAGGAAAGCCGCCGCUCGAACGCGAGAAGGCGACGAAGUACAAGGUAAAUGACGGCUUGAGUUACAGUAACGGCUUGGGUGUGACAAAUUCUAACAAUACUAACAGUCUGGAGAAGAUGUGCGACAACGUGCUCAGCCUGAACGAGGACGACAACGGCAAUCGGACGGCGUCCGUCGCCGAAAUACGCAAAAAGUUUGAUCAAAGCAAUCUGCACAAAACUUCAAAGAACGACCUUACGAUCGAAGGUAUCGGCGUGAAGAUAUCCGAAAAUCGCUUCAAGAAGCAGGACAGUCUCGACAAGCACAAGAUUAAAAACGGUUCGCCGAAGAUGGGCGACGAGAAGCGGCCGGCGAAAUUGUCCAAGUUGGAGGUGCACGAGCGGUCCGCCAUGGACGACAGCGCGGAUCUGUCAAACUUCGACAAGUGCUUGGCGGCCGAUCUCACGAAAGGCACAAAAUUAAAUCAGUUUACUAGCGAUACCGAAAACGGACACGAGAAUUCCGAUGUUCUAGUCGACGAUGGAUACCGAAAUUUUAAUCACACGAGUAAUUUCGCGUCGUACAUACCGUCGAUGAGCGUCAACCAGGGCAACGGGGACUUCGUCAAGGAUGAGAUUUCGAUAGAUGAAGGGAAUGAUAUGGAAAAUCGGAAUUUACGUAACGAAAAUAGUCGCUAUCACAAGGCAAAAGUUAAUGUAAGUACAGGCCGCGUGUCGCAAAUUUAUUUAUAGCUCGUACUUGACAUU
Molecule: messenger RNA, 1383 nt
Organism: Photinus pyralis (common eastern firefly)
Lineage: Eukaryota; Metazoa; Arthropoda; Insecta; Coleoptera; Lampyridae
Exons: 3
Coding region: 181-1368 (395 amino acids)
Source: RefSeq, a predicted model, not a curated record